This is a messenger RNA of Lizanozyma spartinae, 318 nucleotides long. RefSeq names its product 40S ribosomal protein eS25 (gene RPS25B). The transcript has a single exon. The coding region runs from base 1 to 318 and encodes 105 amino acids. The record is from RefSeq and is a predicted model, not a curated record. Gene Ontology annotation, cellular component: cytosolic small ribosomal subunit. NCBI's taxonomy places the organism in Eukaryota, Fungi, Ascomycota, Pichiomycetes, Serinales, Debaryomycetaceae. Gene Ontology annotation, molecular function: structural constituent of ribosome.
AUGGCUCCAAAGAUUCAACAAACUAAGGCCGCCAAGGCCGCUGCUGCUUUGGCCGGUGGUAAGAAGGGUAAGAAGAAGUGGAACAAGGGUAAGGUUAAGGAUAAGGCCCAACACGUUGUCAUCUUGGACCAAGACAAGUACGACAGAAUUUUGAAGGAGGUCCCAACCUACAAGUACGUUUCAGUCUCUGUUUUGGUUGACAGAUUGAAGAUUGGUGGUUCCGUUGCCAGAGUUGCCUUGAAGCACUUGGAAAAGGAAGGUAUCAUCACCCCUAUCUCCAAGCACUCCAAGCAAGCUAUUUACACUCGUGCCGAAUAA